AUGUCGGCACUGAACCAUCUUCUUGAUCUUUCCGCAGAACAGAUUUGUUAUGUGCAAUGUGGUUUCUGCACCACUAUUUUACUCGUAAGCGUCCCAUGCAGCAGCUUGUCAAUGGUGGUGACAGUCAGAUGUGGCCACUGCACUGGCCUCCUUUCGGUCAACAUGACGAAAGCCUCCUUUAUUCCUCUGCAUCUCUUAGCUUCGUUUACCCAAGAUGAGCAAAAGGAAGAGGUGGAUUUAGAGGAAGUAGACACACAAAAUGCGACGGAUAUUCGUAGCCCUGUGGUAUCUUCUGACAAUGAAGAAGUGGAUGUUGUUUCUGUGAAUCAAAUUGUUAACAAACCUCCAGAGAAGAGAAAACGGGCUCCAUCGGCCUACAACCGCUUUAUCAGAGAAGAGAUCAAGAGGCUGAAAGAUGAAAAUCCAAACAUGGCUCACAAGGAAGCGUUCAGUACAGCUGCCAAAAAUUGGGCCAAUUUCCCUCCAACUGAGUACAAAGAAGAUGAAGAGAGUUGUAGCCAGGGAAAGGAAAAUGUGACAUUGGACUCUCAUGUCAAUAAGGUCCACGAAGAGGGCAAAGUUUUCCGUGAAAAAAGAGGCCGGGAAGACAUUUACAUUUAUGGACAACGACACCCUUUUACUGAAUAUUAA
Messenger RNA from Morus notabilis, 651 nucleotides. RefSeq names its product axial regulator YABBY 4. Gene Ontology annotation, biological process: polarity specification of adaxial/abaxial axis; plant ovule development; cell fate commitment. The record is from RefSeq and is a predicted model, not a curated record. The coding region runs from base 1 to 651 and encodes 216 amino acids. NCBI's taxonomy places the organism in Eukaryota, Viridiplantae, Streptophyta, Magnoliopsida, Rosales, Moraceae. The transcript has 7 exons. Gene Ontology annotation, cellular component: nucleus.